AUGGGACACGGAGAGGGCUGCGGGCCGCCGAGGGCGACCCCUAAAUUCGGUUCAGAGGCCACUGGGGGCUCGGAGGCGGCUCUCGCUCCGACGGGGGCGCUGGGGGAUCCUCACCCGCUGGAGCCGCGGCGGGACUGGGGGGCCUGGGCUGACCCCCCGACCGGGGAGAUCGGGGACCUCCUAGUGCCGGCGGCGGGCCUGGGAGGGAGGAUCCCGGGUCCGGAACCGAGCUACCUGGAGGCACCGGGAAGCGCUUCGCUCCGGGAGGGCGUUCCCGCGGCCCGGCCCCGCGCAGGGGAGGGGGGGGGGGUGCGGCCGCGCCCCGGGCCCGGCCCGCCUGGGAUUCGGGGUCUCUCUCGCCCUCGGGGACCCGGGCACCCGGCGGAGCGGGGUCCGGGCGCCGCCGCCUCCGCGGGCGCCGGGACGCGCGGGCGAGCGCGGGGCUUUAUGCGCGCCGGGCGGCGGGGGGAGGAGCCGGCAGGUCGGCCCCCGGCGGCCCUCCCCUCGGCCGUCCCCGCCCGCCCGCCCGAGCGGGGUCGGGGGAGGGGGCAGCAUGGCCUGUCCGUCCGGCCCCCUUCGCCGCGCACCUCAUCUGCCCCGCGCCGAUCGCUGCCGCCGCCGCCGCCGCUCCGCUGCCCGCGCCGCCCGCGGCUCCCGAUGGAGACUGACGCGCCCCAGCCCGGCCUCGCCUCCCCGGACUCGCCGCACGACCCCUGCAAGAUGUUCAUCGGGGGACUCAGCUGGCAGACGACGCAGGAAGGGCUGCGCGAGUACUUCGGCCAGUUCGGGGAGGUGAAGGAGUGCCUGGUGAUGCGGGACCCCCUGACCAAGCGAUCCAGGGGCUUCGGCUUCGUCACCUUCGUGGACCAGGCGGGGGUGGAUAAGGUGCUGGCGCAGUCGCGGCACGAGCUCGACUCCAAAACAAUUGAUCCCAAGGUGGCCUUUCCCCGGAGAGCGCAGCCUAAGAUGGUGACUCGGACGAAGAAGAUCUUUGUCGGGGGGCUGUCAGUGAACACCACGGUGGAGGAUGUGAAGCAGUAUUUUGAGCAGUUCGGGAAGGUGGAUGAUGCUAUGCUGAUGUUUGACAAAACCACCAACCGGCACCGAGGGUUCGGAUUUGUCACAUUUGAGAGUGAAGACAUCGUGGAGAAAGUGUGUGAAAUUCAUUUCCAUGAAAUCAACAACAAAAUGGUGGAAUGUAAGAAAGCUCAGCCAAAAGAGGUGAUGUCGCCGACCGGCUCCGCCCGGGGGAGGUCUCGAGUCAUGCCCUAUGGAAUGGACGCCUUCAUGCUGGGCAUCGGCAUGCUGGGUUACCCCGGUUUCCAAGCCACGACCUACGCCAGCAGGAGUUACACCGGCCUCGCUCCCGGCUACACCUACCAGUUCCCCGAAUUCCGUGUAGAGCGGACCCCUCUCCCGAGCGCCCCAGUCCUCCCCGAGCUCACAGCCAUUCCUCUCACCGCUUACGGACCCAUGGCGGCGGCAGCGGCAGCGGCAGCUGUGGUUCGAGGAACAGGCUCUCACCCCUGGACGAUGGCUCCCCCUCCAGGUUCCACCCCCAGCCGCACAGGGGGCUUCCUGGGCACCACCAGCCCCGGCCCCAUGGCCGAGCUCUAUGGGGCAGCCAACCAGGACUCGGGGGUCAGCAGUUACAUCAGUGCUGCCAGCCCCGCCCCCAGCACCGGCUUCGGCCACAGUCUUGGGGGCCCCUUGAUUGCCACAGCUUUCACCAAUGGGUACCACUGAAGCAGGAGACAGGUGGCCAGAGCGCCCCCCCUGCAGCUGACUGAGGACCAGGAGUGAGCCAGCGAGGGCGCGGGACACCUCAGCCGCAGCCGCCGCCCCCUCCCCGCGACUCGGACGCUACUGCCUGCCCCCCACUCCCGCCCGGCCCCCGGCCCCUGCCCUGCUGCCCCCGGACAGCCUGGCUCCCCUACUAACCCCCUCCUCCGCCCUGGCCCCUCCCCGCCUGCCCGCUUUUAUUUAUUUUGGAUUAGCCGGUCGCCCCCCUCCUCGGCGGCGCCCCAGGACCCAGCAGAGGCUUCUGUCUGCGCAGCUGGAGCGGGCGAGGGCCUGGGGCCGCCGCCACCGGGUUUCUAUUCUCAUGCUCCCUCCUUUGCUCUGCCCACCCCUUUUUUUUUUUAAAGAAACUGUUUUUUAAACUAUUUCUAGGUUUGUGAAUGUGAAGCCCCAGGCCGCAGGGGGCCAAGGGCCAGGCGCCCCCACCAGCUGAGAACAAAAUGCCUGCGUGGUGGGCCGCUGGCCACCUCCCCGGCCGGAGAGGACUAGGCCAGGCCGAGCCCCUGGACCCCUGUCCUGUAUCAUAUGUAAAUACUGUGGGUGCAGCCCCCAGCCCAGACCCCUGGGGUGAGGGCAGCGCCUGCCCACCCAGCAGAGGCCCCUCCUGUCUCUGUCCCCUCCUCAGACACCGUUACUGUAAGCUUGCAGGCCUCCUCUGGCCGAGGCAGGCCCGUUCUCUCAGGCCCUAGGGGUCAAGGCCUUGGGCCUGCUCACCCCGAAAACCCAGUGUGGGGGCGCGGGAAGGGAAGGGCUCGCCCGGAGUCACUGCUGGAAAGAAGUUAGCUCUCCAAAGGCCUCCCCUGCCCCUCUCGGUCGGCCUCAUGGUUUCUGCUCUGAGCCCCCCGAGUGGGCACCAGGGGCACUGGGAAGGGGCGGGCCCAGGGGAAAGCCGCGGGCCUCUCAGGAACCCCACAUUCUCACUGAAGUGUCUCACCAGGAUGGCCCGUGGCCAGAGCCCCCUCCAGAGGAAAGAGGCCCAGGGCCUGACUUGAGGAGCAGGCUGGGGUGGCCGAGCCCAGGCCCCCGCGCCCCUCUGUCCGUCCCCCAGGCCUGAGGCUGGGACCUGCGCCCCCUCCUCCUCAGUCCUCACCUUAGACCCCUUUGGAGAGUUAAUGUCUGUGUGAGGUGCUUAACCUAUUAGCCCCGAGAACACAAAGCAAUAAUCUUUGUUACUGAGAUGCGCGGCUGUUCGUGGUUUUUUUUUUAAAUGUUUCCUAAUAAAAGAGAAGCUGCAAUUUAUUGUUUUUUAUUUUUAAUUUUCUACACAUUCGAGCUGAGUCAUGAGAGACUUCGCUCUCCCCUCCUCCCUUCCUGUGACGCCCACCCCCACCCCUCUCGGCCCAUCCACGGGCCCAGGGCCCUGGAACUCCGUUUUCUGAUUUGUUUGGGGAAUUUUUCUUAAAAGAUGUUACAUGGUGUUUUGAAGCCAGCAAGUUACCACCCUCCGGUGUCUCUUCUCUCCACAUCUGUAACUUCUUUUUCCAGGAUUUAUUUCCAGUUUUAAAUUCCUAAUAAAUUAUUUGAAAACGGU
This is a messenger RNA of Myotis daubentonii (Daubenton's bat), 3331 nucleotides long. It is a transcript of the gene MSI1, whose product is annotated as musashi RNA binding protein 1. Gene Ontology annotation, biological process: central nervous system development; regulation of translation. Gene Ontology annotation, molecular function: mRNA binding. Gene Ontology annotation, cellular component: cytoplasm. The record is from RefSeq and is a predicted model, not a curated record. NCBI's taxonomy places the organism in Eukaryota, Metazoa, Chordata, Mammalia, Chiroptera, Vespertilionidae.